Coniosporium apollinis CBS 100218 is the source of this 2463-nucleotide messenger RNA. RefSeq lists its product as uncharacterized. Gene Ontology annotation, cellular component: plasma membrane. Gene Ontology annotation, biological process: intracellular iron ion homeostasis; iron ion transport; copper ion import. NCBI's taxonomy places the organism in Eukaryota, Fungi, Ascomycota, Dothideomycetes. Gene Ontology annotation, molecular function: ferric-chelate reductase activity. The record is from RefSeq and is a predicted model, not a curated record. The transcript has 3 exons. The coding region runs from base 1 to 2463 and encodes 820 amino acids.
AUGCCGGCCCUCGCGGAGCUUUUGGCGCGGAGAGCGGGUCUAGCAGUCGAGGGGCUUGAGGAUAUGGCGUCGAUGGUGGAAAGAGAAGCUAGAGACAUGGCACACAUGCUGGUUGAGCGCAUCAACAUACCAUACAACAGCUCGAGUCCGCCGGGACUAGUAGAGGCAAACACAAGAGACCCAUGGAACAAGAGUGGGAAAUACGCACUAGGAUGGGUGUACUUUUGCAUCAUUCUGCUGGUAUUCGCGGCUCUGAUACGGUUCUACAACCUGUUCACCGACAAGAUAAGAACGGCGUUGCAUCACGAAGAGGUACUGAAGUCCUCGGCGACCUCUUCGCCCGACACAGACUACGAGUUGUCAGUCCUGGACACUGACAAGUCAACGCACAAGUUCUUCCCACGGCAUGGGCCUUUGCCAGAGCCCACGUACCCAAAAGCACAGAGUUCGGUUUCGUCGUUUGCGCCCCUGAACAACGCAAUCGCUCUCUUCAGAUGGGUUUUCUAUCGCCCAUUGCCAGUGGUCCGGUUCGGCAAGAAGUUCACUAUAGUGUUCCCAUCUCUAGCCGUCGUGGUCAUCGUCAGUGCCGCAACAAUCUUUGUUACGCUGUACUGCUUUCUUCCGCAACCACUCUACUGGCAAAGUAUCGCAUAUGGCUCCCCUCCACUGGCCAUCCGGAGCGGAAUGAUUGCAGUAGCGUUGAUGCCUUGGAUCGUCGCUUUGAGCAUGAAGGCGAACCUCAUCUCUUUCCUCACCGGCAUCGGCCACGAGCGAUUGAACGUGCUGCAUAGGUGGGCAGCGUAUCUUUGUCUUUUUUUGAGCCUUAUCCAUACGAUACCCUUCUAUAUUACGCCAGCCGGAGACGAUGAAGGGCUACGCACCUUCAAGGGGUACUUCUCCGAACAGAGCUUCUACAUCUACGGCACAGGUGUGGCGGCCCUCGUACCAUUGUGCGUGCUCUGCGUGCACUCGCUCCCAUCCAUCCGCCUCAGGUUGUACGAGCUUUUCGUGGCCUCCCAUGUACCCAUAGCGAUCAUCUACCUAGGCAUGCUCUUCUGGCACUGCCACAACUACCUCACCUCAUGGCAUUAUCUCUUUUCCACAGCGGCGAUCUGGUUCUUCUCGUACAUCUUCCGCCUCUUCUAUCUCAACUGGACCAGUCCAUGGAGGAUGUCCUGGCUGAUCGGCAACGAGGCUGCCGUAACGAUCAUGCACGAGAACGCCGUCAAAGUUACGAUACCCACACAGACCAGAUGGAGACCUGGCCAGUACAUCUACCUGCGGAUGCCGGGCAUCUCCGUCUUUGAAAACCAUCCUUUCACUAUCGCGUCGCUGUGCAGCGACGACUUCCCCUCGGACUACGGCGAGGACUAUCGGGACAUGGUUCUGGUCUUCCGCCCGUUCCAGGGGUUCACCCGAAAGGUGCUGAACAGCGCCUUAGAGCAUGGACCGUGGCAUACCUACCGCGCCUUCAUUGAUGGCCCAUACGGCGGCAUGAACAGAUGCAUAGAGGCAUUCGACCAUGUCGUCCUCAUCGCCGGCGGCAGCGGCAUCACCGCCAUCGUCAGCCAGCUCCUGCACCUCAUCAAGCGUAUGCGAGACGGCAAGGCCACCGCCCGGAGCGUGCAAGUGGUUUGGGCGCUGAAGAGACCAGAGGUCAUGGAGUGGUUCAAAGAAGAGCUACGGAUAUGCCGAGAGUACGCGCCACCCGAGACGGUGCAGUGUCAGUUCUACAUCACGACCGCGAAGCGGCAGACGCACAACGGCCCGCUCGUGUCAGCGCAGACGCCAACGCGGCCGGUAAGUCUGCACUUCCACGACAAGGUCAACGACGCCUUCCGCACCAUCGCCGACAAGCGCCUCUCCGGCGGCCUGUCCAGCAAGCGUAAUAGCGCUUUCAUCCACGCCGAAGCGGCCGGCGAUCCGGAGCGCGAGAAGGAGCUUCGCAGGGAGAACGAGGAUGCCAUUACCGCGCUGCCGCAGGCCCACCUAGUCCCCUCUCGCAGCGCCUCAACAAGACACAUACAGCUGGCGCCGGCGCCGGAGUCGAGGCAGCCGGAGCUGAAACAGCCACAACCCGUGCGCUCGAUCCUCGAGAAGCGCAAGUCCCCCCGCAACCUCGCCAUCGACAUCGCCUCGGCCCAGCAAUCCCAAGGUUUCGACUUCGGCUUUCCCCAAACUCCCACCGACUUCCAGAAAAACCUCAUGCGCUUCGCCUUCCUGCCUGCAGCCGUUAAGAAGACGCACGACGGGUGGAGCACCGAGUACGGCCGCCCGGAUCUGCCGUUUAUGCUACGGCAGAUGAGCCGCGGCUGGACGGGGAGAAGGGCGUGCGUGUUUGUGUGUGGGCCGCCUGGCAUGAGGGUUGAUGUUAGCAGGACUGUUGCGGAGAUGCAGAGGAAGGUUUGGGGCGAAGGCGGGCUGGAGGAGGUGUUCUUGCACGCGGAGAACUAUGCGAUUUGA